Messenger RNA from Branchiostoma belcheri (Belcher's lancelet), 1950 nucleotides. RefSeq names its product C-type lectin domain family 4 member F-like. NCBI's taxonomy places the organism in Eukaryota, Metazoa, Chordata, Leptocardii, Amphioxiformes, Branchiostomatidae. The record is from RefSeq and is a predicted model, not a curated record. The transcript has 5 exons. Bases 1 to 1950 code for a protein of 649 amino acids.
AUGCACGAGCAGGCAGAGCCUGUCCGGUCGCCUGUGUCCGGCCCCGACACCCGCCAAACCAGCGGACCGCCACCCCAACCCCGUUAUGUCAAUCAGAGUGGUUCACGCGGGCGUGUCCGCCAUGGCAACGGCGCUUCUGACGAGCAGCGGGAAGAUCAGGCAACAUCUUCACACACGUACUACGUAGAAGCCGAUAACGUGGAACGUUACGCAGCGUACACGUCUGCAGACCACUCGUAUCCGGGUGGAGCGAGCGGCCGCCGUGGUGUCUGUAGCUUCCUCCGCGCCCGCCGAAGCUGCCUAGCCGCCGGCAUCGCCGUGCUACUGAGCUUGGGUGCCGUGGGACUCGCCCCUCUGACGAUCAGCAACAAAGAGGAAAUUUCUCAAUUGUCGACGACUGUUGUCGACGCCUUGAAACGGGACCAAGACGACAUACACCAACUGUUCAAUACUGUUGACACCUUGGAGCGCGACCAAGACGCCUUGAAACGCGACCAAUACGACAUGCGGCAACUGUCCGCCACUGUUGACAACUUCAAACGCGACCAAGAGGGCCUACGCCAACUGUCCAUCACUGUUGACGCCUUGAAACGCGACCAAGACGCCUUGAAACGCGACCAAUACGACAUAAGCCAACUAUCCGCCACUGUUGACGCCUUGAAACGCGACCAAGAGGGCCUACGCCAACUGUCCAUCACUGUUGACGCCUUGAAACUCGACCAAGACGCCUUGAAACGCGACCAAUACGACAUAAGCCAACUAUCCGCCACUGUUGACAACUUGAAACGCGACCAAGACGGCAUACACCGACUGUCCAUCACUAUUGACGCCUUGAAACGCGACCAAGACGCCUUGAAACGCGACCAAUACGACAUAAGCCAACUGUCCACCACUGUUGACGCAUUAAAACGCGACCAAUACGACACAAGCCAACUAUCCGCCACUGUUGACGCCUUGAAACGUGACCAAGACGACAUACACCAACUGUUCACUACCGUUGACGCCUUGAAACGCGACCAAGACGACAUACACCAACUGUUCACUACUGUUGACACCUUGGAGCGCGACCAAGACGCCUUGAAACGCGACCAAUACGACAUGCGCCAACUGUCUGCCACUGUUGACAACUUGAAACGCGACCAAGACGACAUACACCAACUGUUCAAUACUGUUGACGCCUUGGAGCGCGACCAAGACGCCUUGAAACGCGACCAAUACGACAUGCGACAACUGUCUGCCACUGUUGACAACUUGAAACGCGACCAAGAGGGCAUACACCAACUGUCCAUCACUGUUGACGCCUUGAAACGCGACCAAGACGUCUUGAAACGCGACCAAUACGACAUAAGCCAACUGUCCGCCACUGUUGACGCCUUGAAACGUGACCAUGAAGACCUUCGCCGACUGUCCACCACUGUUGACGCCUUGAAACGCGACCAAUACGGCAUGCGUCAACUGUCCACCACUGUUGACGCCUUAAAACGUGACCUGGACAGCGAGCGAAACCGAACCGCCGCCCUGGAACAGCGUCUUCACGACAUCAGGAAGACUUUACCAUCUUGUCCUGUAGGUUACACAAUGUACCGUGGAAUCUGCUACAAGGCCUUCAACACACUCAAGAACUUCAGCGAGGCGGCGGCGGCCUGUAGCGAAGACGGCGGCACCCUCGCCAUGCCCCGAGACGCUGACACCAACGCCUUCCUGGUCCCCCUGUACAAGUCCUUGAGAAACGGGUGGCUCUUCUGGAUCGGCCUGCACGAUCAGCGCGAAGAGGGAAAGUUUGAGUGGGUGGACGGUUCUGCACUCGGGCCGUACAGCUCCUGGGGCACGGGACAACCGGACGGCAACUGGAGUGGCGAAGAUUGCGUUUAUCUCAAAGACAAGUGGAACGACUAUGACUGCGACAGGAUCAUUAACUUCAUAUGCCAGACUGCUCCAGGACGUCCAUAG